Messenger RNA from Thermothelomyces thermophilus ATCC 42464, 1326 nucleotides. RefSeq lists its product as uncharacterized. The record is from RefSeq and is a predicted model, not a curated record. Gene Ontology annotation, biological process: mRNA splicing, via spliceosome. Gene Ontology annotation, cellular component: U1 snRNP; U2-type prespliceosome; precatalytic spliceosome. The coding region runs from base 269 to 1210 and encodes 313 amino acids. The transcript is spliced from 5 exons. Gene Ontology annotation, molecular function: U1 snRNA binding; mRNA binding. NCBI's taxonomy places the organism in Eukaryota, Fungi, Ascomycota, Sordariomycetes, Sordariales, Chaetomiaceae.
GCCAAACAGCCAGGCAAUGCUUCCAACAUCGCGAGCUUCCCCAAUCCUGCCAAGUUCGUCUCGUCCUCCGUCUUCCAUCGACAUCUGGCGCGUCGUCGCCAGCAAAGUCAACAGGGUUUGCGUGCCCCGUCGUCUUGUACUGCACAGGACGCCUAGCGAGCGAUAUCCCGGCCCUGCUCGCGAAGAAUUUUCGAUUCCGGCGAAUCGCGGACCAAGAACAUCACUCGCGCGGCCAAAGUGACAAGGCGACCAAAACAGCUCUCUCACCAUGACGGACCGGCUCCCCCCCAACCUGCUGGCGCUCUUUGCGCCGCGCCCGCCCUUGCGCUGGGUCCCGCCAUGCGACCAUCCGCCCGAGGAACGCAGGACGGCGUCUAUCUCGGGCGUCGCCCAGUACCUGCCCGCCAUGGCCGAGUACGAGCGCGUGUACGAGUACCACCCGACCGAGAGCUGGCUGGAGAGGCGCGACCGCAAAAAGCGCGAGAAGCAGGAGCAGGUGGAAAGGCUGCUCACCGAGGGCCCCAAGAAUUACAACCCCCAUGCGGAUCCCAACAUCCGCGGUGAUGCCUUCAAGACGCUGAUAGUGGCGCGGUUGGACUACAACGCCGACGAGAAGGACCUGGAACGUGAAUUUGGGCGGUUUGGGCCCAUUGAGCGAAUCCGCAUCAUCCGCGAUACCCACGCCCACGAGAAGGGAAACAAGAAACAGAAACCCCACCGCGGGUACGGCUUCGUAGUGUUUGAGCGCGAGAAGGACAUGAGAGCUGCCCUGGAAGGAUGUGAUGGUAUCCGCAUCAAGGACCGGCGGAUCAAGGUUGACGUAGAGAGGGGCAGGACAGUCAAAGGUUGGAAGCCGCGCCGCUUGGGAGGCGGGCUUGGUGGUCGGGGCUACACCAAGGCAUCUACGUCCAGGCCGAUGGGCCCCGGCGGCUUUGGCGGUGGGUUCCGGGGCGGCUUUGGCGGUGGUUUCAGGGGAGGACGCGAUCGCGGGUUCAGAGGAGGUAGCGGCUACGGCGACCGCAGCGGAUUCCGUUCCAGCCCCGGUGGUCCCGGCGGUGGUGGUGGUGGUGGUGGUGGUGGCGGCGGCGAGAAUGGUGGGUACUACAGCGGUAGCGGCAGAGACUACGACCGACCCAGGGACCACGACGACUCUCGGAAACGCGGCUACGAGGGCGGCUACGAAGACCCGAGGAAGUUGCGACGCUACUAACAAGACUGGCCUCAUGUCUUGUGGUGGGUAUCAUUCUCUUCACUGUCGUUUCCCUCGUCCUCUUCCCCCCCGAUCCCGCCUCGUCUCGGCAUUGAGGGUAAGCCGUCUCGUCAGAA